AUGAGCAUAGAACGCAGAUCGUGCGUGAGCUCGGCUCCGCACGUUACCAAGCGGUUAUUCGCUGUAAUCGUGUUGAUGACCGGCAUUUUAUGCAUGUUUGGAGGAUAUUUGCUGGGUCGUAUGGCGCGCACCAUUGAGCCUAAAAAAAGCAGCGACAUACUGACAUGGAACUUGACCACCAUAGCAGAAACAUUAUACAAAAAAGCAAAAAGGAUUACACCCAAAGUGAUCCACCACAACAAUUCAGAAAAAAUACAGUCUAGACUCACAGAUAUAUUUAACUGCACCCAAAUUUGUGGGACAGUUAAUAAAUAUAACCUAGGGGAAUACGUCAAGAAUUCCAUUAAUUACCACGUAACAAAACUAAUGAAAUCCGUUUAUAACGCGUCCCUGUAUUUGGAUAGUCUUAGCUGA
Arctia plantaginis is the source of this 414-nucleotide messenger RNA. Lineage: Eukaryota; Metazoa; Arthropoda; Insecta; Lepidoptera; Erebidae. The record is from the annotation of a GenBank genome assembly.